Messenger RNA from Astrephomene gubernaculifera, 327 nucleotides. The record is from the annotation of a GenBank genome assembly. NCBI's taxonomy places the organism in Eukaryota, Viridiplantae, Chlorophyta, Chlorophyceae, Chlamydomonadales, Astrephomenaceae.
CAGCAGUAGUCCGCAGGAGGCGUUGCCGGCGCUGCGGGACGUGUCGAGCUGGGUGCCGCACACCAUGUCAGUGCCGCCGCCGUUGCUGGCUAAGGCGGUGGUGGCGGCCCUGCUCAACACGUUGAUCACCGCCGAGCGCGGGAAGGAACGGGAUGAUGCGGUGGACAUGCCCUCCGGCAUGGCACUCAGUACGGACGUGGCGGACACGCUGGGGCGGAGGGUCAUGGACAUGGUGUCGUACAUGCAGGCUUGUGAGUUGGUGGUUAAGAAGCGCAGCGAGGUGCGCAAAGCCGUGAGAGACAGGCGCGAGGUGUGGAUAGCUGCCCG